GUUACAGACGACGGAGAGUCAGCCUCCGGAGCCCACGGAAUAGCCCGGUUUUGCCAUGUUCUUGUGAGAAUAUAAUAUCACAUUUAAUCGUAAAAUUCAAAUAUUAAUUAAAAAUGUUUUAUUUAUUAGCUUGCGUAAAUUCAUUUUUGAAACAUUUGUUAUUUUCAAACAAUGUCUGUAUUUCGAUCCGUGAGUGAUUUGAAUAAUCAGUGGUUAGAACAAUCUUUAUGGAGGAUUUUUCGAUGAUUAUUAUAUGCAAGGUUUCCUUGACAUUCUCGAUGGCUUAAAAAUGAAGACUACUGACUGCUACUAAUGACCUCAAAAUGACGAACGUCAAGUUAAAACUUCUUUUCUAUCUUUUGAACUCUCUAUUAUCAGUUGAUUUAGUGCACUCUCGGCCUUUCUCUGCUAAUGUCACUGACUUUAUUAAUAACAACAGCACCUUUACGAUACCAGUCGACUCUAACUCUGAUACUCUUAUUGUUGCCAACGGAGAAGACCCAGCCGAUGAGACACCAGAAGAGACAAAUAAAAGCUCUAAUAAACAAAUGGAAGCAAUUGUCAAUGCAGAACAGGAUAGGGAUGAAGCUCUCUCGGAAAAGGUGAUUAAGGAUCAAGUGAGCAUUUUAGAAAUGACCAAAAAUGAGGCAGAGGCAUUCGAAAAACAAUUAAACACGUCAAGUCCUCUACUGGAGUCAAUGAUCGAUUCGGAAUCCGAUAGAGAAGAAACUUUGACGGACAUUUUAUUCAGGCCUGAAUCGGAGUUCGUUGAGGGUCCCAGAUUCGAAUUCUUGAUCGCUCGGCUCAAUGAGACUGAUGGUAAUAGGACUGCUGUGUUCAGUGAUAACAAUUUAGAUAGAGUUGAUAAGAACUCUAGUGAUGUACUCAAAAGGGUUGACUAUGUGGAAUUAGUGGAAGUAGAGAAGCCGAAUAUAAGUGAAAAUAAGAGUGCUUAUAGCUUUGGUAAUAUCACAGGACAUGAUGUGGACAACGAUCUUGCGCCAGACACGAUUCUGUCAAUGUUCUCAGGUUACUCCGAUGUGCAGACUUUAUUCAUGGCUUGCUUCGGAACAUUGUUGCCGCUGCUGGCAGCACUCUUCAUAACAUUACUUGUACGAUGUAUGUGCAGGCGGUGGUGUGCGAAGAAACCAGUGCCGUCUUCAGCUUCGGUGACGAGUAGCAAACCAGACAGCAAUGAACAGACGAAGUCGCCCGAAGAUGGAGAUACAGGAGGGGAAACUCCGCCAGGAAACGGUUCAGUCUUUACAAUGACGCUAAAGAAUAAUCAUCUUAUUGUCGAAACGGAAGAGAGGAAUGAUAUCACUAAGAAUGGACGGGCAACAAAAAUGAAAUACUCACCCGACAACGACGGAAUCUUCGUAGUUGAAGUUCAACAAUCAAACUCUUACAGACCCAAUAAUAAAGACCACCAAAAUUCAUAUACCCAGGACCCUCAGAUAUCUACAAAUCAAGCUCUCAUCCACCGUGUACCAGAUGAGUACGAAAAGCGUAUCGUUGAAGAUGAUAGCGAAAGAAGUAGUGAAAAAUUUGAUCGACAAUUGGCGUUAUCCAGUACAGGACUUUCCAUCUCAGACCUCAGUAUGUCCUCCAUUGGCUCUCAUAAUGUUACCUAUUCGUACAGCAGUCAGAUGGGUUACGAACAAGGGCCGUUCGGAUAUCCAAUAUACGCAGGCUAUGAUGUAUCGAAAGAUGAUACAGCCGAAAGUUUAAUUCACGAUAACUCACAGGAACCUUUAAUUGGUAAAACGCCAACUGAUCCCGAUAAACCAGUAGUUACAGCGGCAAUUUUCAAACAAGAUUCUGUAAUCAGUAAUGAUUUACUACAAGGACCAGUAUAUUGCAUCGAAGGUUCGUCCGAUGGCCCCUUACUAUCUGAUGUUCAAGCGCGAGAGAUAAGUCUCCAAAAAAUUCACGAUAAGAAAGAAAAGAAGAUGGAGAACGGCGUAGCAGUGGCCAUGGCUGAAAAAUUUGAGAGCCCAAUAAAAAUAUUCACACGAUUUGAUUCAGUUGCGACCCCUGAUGUUAAUAUCAAGGAGACAAAUGUGGCAGAUAUUCCUAAAGAUGUCUUAAAAGGCAAACGUGCAUCUUUACCCGUGAUUCGAACUGAAAUGUAUGAAUCAGUGAAAGAUGUUAUUCAAGCUGGUUCACCAAAGUUUGAGAGAUUGAAUAAUGACAUGUCGCCAGGUGAGGUGUUUUACGAUACCCCUCCGAUGAUAACAAUCACAGAAGAGAGCGAAUCAAAGCCAGAUGAUACUAGUUAAUUUUUAAUAUGUAUAUAGAAGUAAUAUUUUAGUAUUAUAUUCCUUUCGCUUGGCUAAAUGUGGUGAUAUUAUCAAUAUUGACAUUUUAUUGAUUUUUGUUUUAUUGAUGAUAUUUCUGUGUAAAUUGCAUGAGUUUAAUUACGUAAUUUGUAACUCUCGGGAAUUAAACGAUAAAUGAACCUUUAAUCUAAGUUUAAUCUUGUAUUGGGUCUUGCGUUUUUUUUAUAAUAAUAAGAAGCAGAAGACGCAAGUGGAAAAUUAGCUAAUGCUAUAUAUUGGACAAUCAAUUUACAUAAGUAAUUAUUAAUUUUAUGUAUAAAAUCCAUUAUCGUUAGUGAAUUGUUAUAAUUAUUAAAGUUAGUACAUAAUUAAGAGGUUUAUAAAGCUAUCUAGUGCUCUUUAACGCAAAAUUAUUAAUUUCUUAUGCAAAUUGAUUGUAAAAUUAUAAAUAGAUACAUUUUUAUUUGGAACCGAUUACAAAAAUGCGCUUUAGUUUGUAUUAAAGACAGAAUUAGUAAAAAGUAAAGUCUCAUACAUAUAAACCACAUUUAGAAUUGUAAAUUUUUUCCUUCUUAGAAAUAAGUAGCUUUUAAAGUAAUUUUAAAAUUAUUUUAUUUUACGAUUGUCUUAUUGAAUUACUUUGAAUGGAUUGAUUUAAUAUAUUUAAGUACAUAAUAUGGACGGCAGAAUUAAAAAAGUA
Molecule: messenger RNA, 2982 nt
Organism: Pieris rapae (cabbage white)
Lineage: Eukaryota; Metazoa; Arthropoda; Insecta; Lepidoptera; Pieridae
Exons: 6
Coding region: 324-2282 (652 amino acids)
Source: RefSeq, a predicted model, not a curated record